Molecule: messenger RNA, 501 nt
Organism: Lolium perenne
Lineage: Eukaryota; Viridiplantae; Streptophyta; Magnoliopsida; Poales; Poaceae
Source: RefSeq, a predicted model, not a curated record
CAAGGGAUCGGAGGCGAGGGAAGUAUGGACAAUGUGGCUUAUGUGGACAAUCCUCCGGAUCCAUUCAACUUUUUCUUCAAUAGAAGCUUCAAGUUUGGAGGGCCGAAUUUCUAAUGAGGAGGGAACAGAACUGCUGCGUUUAGCUCCAAGUUUCCUGCAUUAUGAACGACGAGAAUGGCCUAAUGUAAGAACUUUGGUUCUUGCGUUGGUAUCUGUUCAGAAGGAUGUCAAGUCUCCAUCUUACAAUCUGAUGGAUAAACCCCAUGAUGGUGCAUUUACCUUUUGGUCGAUCCAUCUUUCACCUCUGCACCAGAAAGGACCUUACUGCAAUAUGUGGAAUUCUAGAGUCAACUGGCUAGAGAUGAUGAGGGAACUGCAAAUGAGGGUGGUUCUAAGAUCCGUGAAGCUUAUCUCAUAUUCCAGGACUUUUUUGCGGAUGCUGAAACUGUAUUCGCGGCUCAACACCUGCAUCCCAUGGAUUUGCCUUCUCUGAACUUGUAU